Quercus robur (English oak) is the source of this 795-nucleotide messenger RNA. Its product is annotated as putative FBD-associated F-box protein At1g55030. The annotation marks the transcript as partial. NCBI's taxonomy places the organism in Eukaryota, Viridiplantae, Streptophyta, Magnoliopsida, Fagales, Fagaceae. The transcript is spliced from 2 exons. Gene Ontology annotation, molecular function: protein binding. The record is from RefSeq and is a predicted model, not a curated record.
CAUCUGAAAAAAACAAAUUCCCAUACCACAACGCUGUCGUUUCGUUCCUGCCAAUGGCAUAAACGGUAACCAACUAACCAUUUGAAAAUGGAUGAAAGUGGUCUUAAUCAAAGUUCAAAAAAACAUAAGCUAAAUGAAGAACAAGGCAUUGUUGAUGGGAACACCAAAUGUUUAGAGAAUUUACCUGAAGAGAUUCUUCGAUACAUCAUUUCCUUACUUCCAACAAAUGAUGCUGUUAGAACAAGCAUACUUUGUAAGAGGUGGGAAUACCUGUGGACUUCCAUUCCAAAUCUUGGUUUUAAAAAAGGAUCAAAGGCUAAGAGAAAGCUUUUCAUGAAUUUUGUGGAGAGAGUGCUUCUUCUUCAUGACUCCUCUGAUAUCAAACAAUUCACCCUCUAUUGUGAUGUGCUACAUGAUGGCGAUGCAUCUCGUAUAAAAGCAUGGAUCUCUUCUGCAAUAAGGCAUAAUGUUCAAGAGUUGGUUUUCGACCUCAACAUAUCUGAAGAACAAUUUUCAUUGCCUCGUUGCUUGUUUACUUGUGUGACACUGACAAAGUUACAAUUUGAUAUGCCCUGUGUACUCAAAAUUCCUCCUACAAUUUAUUUCACAAAUCUCAAGAUCUUGACUGUUGGAAAUGUUACAUUUUCGGAUGACUACACAACCCAGAAGCUAUUUUCUGGACUGCCAGUCCUUGAGGAAAUGUUUUUAGAGUACUGUAUCUGGGUGAAUCUCACAGCUGUGAGUAUUUCUUCUCCCAAGCUUCAUCGCCUGCGCAUAAUUGAUGAUGAGGAUGGU